This is a messenger RNA of Annulohypoxylon maeteangense, 2598 nucleotides long. Its product is annotated as insulin-induced protein-domain-containing protein. Bases 1 to 2598 code for a protein of 865 amino acids. Gene Ontology annotation, molecular function: protein binding. The record is from RefSeq and is a predicted model, not a curated record. NCBI's taxonomy places the organism in Eukaryota, Fungi, Ascomycota, Sordariomycetes, Xylariales, Hypoxylaceae. The transcript has 4 exons.
AUGGGCAAACGAAAGCGGACAGAUGGCGCCACCAAUGGAGCGCAAGAAAAAAAGCCAGCUCUCGUAAAAAAAGCCAAAAAGGCCAAAGCAUCCGAAUUAUCGACCGCACCCGUAGAAAGCUCUUCAUUGACUAUCCAGGUCGUUACAGGAUCUUACGAUAGGAUUCUUCACGGGUUGACAGCUACGAUCUCGGCUGAUGACCAAGUCGAAUUCGCAGACACCUUUCUCUUCAAUGCGCAUAACUCGGCGAUACGAUGCCUAGCUCUAUCACCCCCUUCAGCUCCGGAGCAUGGCAAACUACAGAAAGUCAUGCUGGCUUCGGGCAGCAGCGAUGAACGAAUUAACGUAUAUAACAUCUCGGCGCAUCCACCCAGCCGCAAGCAUCAAGAUGCCUUGUCGUCCGUCGCACCUAGAAAGAUCCUAGAGAACCCGAAAAAUCGAGAGAUAGGCACACUACUACAUCAUUCCUCUACGGUUACGAAGUUAUCCUUCCCCACAAAAUCCAAGCUCAUUUCGGCCUCUGAAGAUUCUACUAUAGCCGUUACUAGGACCAGAGAUUGGUCUUUACUUUCAUCUAUCAAGACUCCCAUACCAAAACCCCAGGGUCGGCCGAGCGGCGACACGGCGCCACUGGGUGCCACGCCCGCCGGCGUUAAUGAUUUCGCCGUUCAUCCGAGCAUGAAACUCAUGAUCAGCGUUAGCAGAGGCGAGCGAUGUAUGCGAUUAUGGAACUUAAUGACGGCGAAGAAGGCCGGCGUACUCAAUUUCAGCCGGGAUAUGCUACAAGAUGUGGGAGAAGGGAAACAUUCCUCGGGAGAGGGUAGGAAAGUGGUAUGGGGCAACACCGAAGACGGUGACGAAUUUUGUGUCGGAUUCGAUAGAGAUGCCCUCGUGUUCGGCAUGGAUAGCACACCGAAGUGUAGGGUCAUGCCAGAACCGAAGAGCAAGAUACACGAAAUCAACUACGUUACGAUAGACGCGGCAAAUGACUCGUCACUGUUAGCCGUAUCGACGGAAGACGGGAAGAUCCUAUUCUUAUCUACAAGAAGUGAAGAUUUGACACCGAGUAAAUCUACGGAGGGAAAAGGGAAAACAUCACUACCAAUGGCGAAAUUGAUCGCGCAAGUUGGCGGAAAAGACGCUGGGGUCUCGGGACGAAUCAAAGAUUUCUCCAUAAACAGGAUGUCCGGGAAAGGCGGGGAGGACGACUUAGUUAUAGCGGCCGGUAGCAGCGAUGGCAAGAUCCGCAUCUUCAAGGUCGCCGUAGCAAAGUUGAAGAAGGCGAGGAAAUCGAAGAUCGCACCGACCAACAGGAUAACGUGUGUGGAGGCGUUUACAAUGAUACCCCGACCAGAAGGAGACAGUGGCCCUCCCUUACUGCGGCCCAUUCCUCUCCGGCCGUUCGACUUACAUCGCAGGGAGCCUACUCCCCCGGAAGAUGAACCCAUCCCCCCUCUUACGAAUUCGGGACACAGCUCCUCGCUAAAUCUAGAUAUUCUAAACUCCCGCCUCCUCGACCGAAGAAACAAUGGCUCCGCACCCGAAUCCGCUUCGAUUAGCCGCGCCCAGUCUGCGCUCGACAUAACAGGUUCGACACUUAUGGGCAUCUACAACCAAGCGAACUUCAGUAAGGAUAAGCUCAACUACUUGGGCGUGGAUGAGCCGAGUACGCCAUGGGGAACCGGUGCCGAGACACCCGCUAAGGGUUUGAAAGUCGACAGCCCGCACUACGAGCUACAGAAGGAGAGAGCGCAACCAACUCGGAGACGAUCCUCUCUACAUACGGCGAUACGCCCACAACCGCUUUCCAUUUCCCAGCGCACAUUGUACCUAGGAUCACGAGGCUUGUUUCUAUUCGUUCUAGGCGUGCUAUACGGGAUGCUAGUGGCCCAGCUUAGGGAUAGGCGGCAAGGCACUGGGCAUGGUAGCUACAACUUCGGAAGCUUGGCUUUCUGGGGCAUAUCUGCAGUUGUGAUGGGUAGCUUAUUACCGUGGAUCGACGGCAUAUGGGAGCGAGUAGUUGGGUGCGACGAAGUCGCCGUUGAAUCCGCUGCAGACCACGGAAUGGGUGGCGACAUUGUGGAGAAUGAGCCUGCUUCGUCCACCGACUGGGCGCUUGCGGUAAGAGGUAUCGGGGCUUUCGUUGGAAUUGCUUUCGCCAUCAGAAAACUGCCGUGGGACUCGACUUUGCAAGUCUCGAUCACGUUAGCUCUCGCGAAUCCAGUUCUCUGGUUUCUGAUUGACCGCUCGAUGCCUGGCUUCCUACUAUCGGCGACCGUUGGGAUAGCCGGAGCUAUGGUGUUGCUGGGGUUAAAGCCAGAUAUGGUACCGACACCGACGAACCCGUCAGCCUCCAUAUUCCCCGGGUACGAUACGCAAUACGAUAAUACGAGUAGCGGUUUUGCCCAGCAACAGCAGCAGCGGUCACAGGAGUUUAUCUCGUUUGGCGGGGUAACGGUCACCCAAGAAGAGUUCGGUACGGUUAUUUUUAUGAUGAGUAUACUGUUCUGCUGCUGUGUAUGCUUCGGAAAUAUCGGUCGCUGGAUCGCACUAAAUCGAGGCACAGUCACAAGGGGUAGGUGGGCCGAGCGGCGGUGA